Molecule: messenger RNA, 1746 nt
Organism: Daldinia decipiens
Lineage: Eukaryota; Fungi; Ascomycota; Sordariomycetes; Xylariales; Hypoxylaceae
Exons: 1
Coding region: 21-1247 (408 amino acids)
Source: RefSeq, a predicted model, not a curated record
CCUAAAGGUUAGUUUCCUUUAUGUUAACAUGUCAAUAUGAUUCCCAUCAACGUCGACAUUACCUAUUUUUAAUACGAAAUCUAUACGAGCACCCUACUAUAAUGUCUUGGGAUUCUAAAUCUGCCGUUAGACGACGGCAAAAUAGCUCUGUGGGCUCUUCUAGAUCAUUGCCGCACCAUAUAAGACAGCAGUCGAAGCAACCUCUACAGCCAAAAUCUCCUCAUGUUACCGACCCAUUCCUCCAAAGCUUCCUCGCCCCGUCGUUUGAUCCGGCCGAUUAUCUUAAUUCUUCACUUCCAACACUCCAAACCGCAACGUCCUCAUCUUCAACUCGAACAACGGAUAGUGCGGUUCCCUUAGCAGAACUAUCUAGUCAAGCUCAGACGCAACUCUCCCAAUUGAAUGCCCAUACGACGAGGCUGACCACUAUUCUCACGCAACUGACCGACGAUAUAUUACGGAGCGGGAGCCGGCUAGCAUAUGAGGUUGAACUCCUGCGCGGCGAGACGUUAAGCCUAUCGGAAACAUUGUCAGAUGGUUUACACGAAGAGAUCGCAAGGUUCAUUCCGAAAGACACACAAGAACAACCAAAUACCAAAAUAAACGGAGCUGUUACGCUCACUGAGAGACGACCCCCAGAGGCGACAGCUCCCACAAACCUAGAAUCUAUUCCACAAAAUAGCACUAGUCUAGACCCACCAUAUAUAAAUCAACUGCAAACCUUGACAUUAGUACGUUCACGAUUAGACACAGUGGUUAAAACAUUUGGUGAAGCUAUGGAAUUCGUGUUCCCGCCUUCUGAGCUUUCCGUCAGUUCGUCAUUCCUCUCCGUCUCAGCACCGGAGCCAGGGGUAGAAGCGCACAGCACAGAAGAAAAAGGACAGCAAGUGCUCAAGCAGCUGAAGGAAGAUAUAUCAACCUUGCUCACGAGAAGUGCCGAUCCUGUUGAAGGGAUAGAGAAGGCUGCACGCCGUAUUGAGGAGCUUAAGGAGCUAACAAAAGUAUGGAAUGGAACAGCAGAGGAGAAAGGAAGGACGAAAUUCAUUGAGGGUCUGGCCAAAAUGGUCGAGGAUCGACACAAGGAAUUACUGAAGGAGGUGGAGCAGAAUAGCCGCCAAGAUGGCAAGGCAGAUCCGGAUAACAGUUCUAAGAAAGCUGCUGCUAGCUCUGAUGGAGGCGGCGCGGAGAACAAACCCCUGUAUGGAAUAAUGAGCCAGCUACAGAGGCUCCGGGCUGGCCUACAAUGAUUCAAAAGGUCAAACCCUCAAGUGUGUAGCAUUUGAUUGUGAUCUGAGCUACGCGGGUAUGCGCGGAUGGCUGAAUUUGUGUGAUAACAUUUCAGUAGCCGAUCAGGAACUUCGUAUUUGUGUUCAAGAACAAAUCAAACUUGUUCGUCUACCCGGCUGAUAUUAGCGAAUGUUUCUAACCUAUAUCUAUAUAUAGGUAGCUGUGUAUGAUCGUGUUAUUUGGGGAAUUGGUGACGAUGGUAUAGUUUGUGCCGUUGGCAAGCUGAUGUCAUUGCUAGAGCACCGCUGUGCUCUUGUCUCGCUUAGCUCGCGCUGAAUGGCGGUUGAAGUAGCUAGCACAUUUGUGUUAUAAAAGUACAUCUACUAAGUAAAGCGAUUAUGAUGUAAUUCGAUAUUACUGUUUCCGCCUUGGAGUGAAGAAAAUAUCCUAGUGUUAAAUCCUCACUACCUGCUAAGUUAGUAGAACGCAGCUGUGUUGACUAUACACUUGCCAUGUAAC